CCAGAAUUCAGUGCGUGACUUUCAGUUCCGGGGUCGGUGACCACCAGCCUGCUGUCAGCAGGAGAAAGGUUAAUGCGUGUGUGGAUGUAGUGUCUGUGGAGCGCUGUGAUGCCCCUGGAGGUCAGAUGGCCGUUCCCACAAUGCCCUGCUCUGGCAUGGAGGAUCUCCAGCUCACUGAUCAUGGGGAUGGUGGGCUCAUAUUCCUACUUCUGGACCAAGUACAUGAACUACUUGACGGUCCACAACCAGGAGGUUCUGUUGGACCUGAUUGACCAGAGGCCCUCCGACAGACCCCUCAUCACGCUGUCCAAUCACCAGUCUUGUAUGGAUGACCCGCACAUCUGGGGUGUGCUAAAGCUCAGACAGCUGUGGACCUAUAACAAGAUGCGAUGGACUCCUACAGCGUCUGACAUCUGUUUCACAAAAGAGCUGCAUUCAAGGUUCUUCAGCCGUGGAAAGUGUGUCCCUGUCUGCAGAGGUGACGGUGUUUACCAGAAAGGCAUGGAUUUUAUUGUGGAAAAAUUAAACGGAGGAGAAUGGGUGCACAUUUUUCCAGAAGGCAAAGUCAACUUAACUGAAGAAUGUAUUCGGUUAAAAUGGGGUGUCGGUCGGCUAAUAGCAGAGUGCUCUCUUAAUCCGAUCAUCCUGCCGCUCUGGCAUGUGGGUUUGAGUGACGUUCUGCCAAACGCAAAGCCCUACGUUCCUCGCACUGGCAAGAGAAUCACAGUCCUGGUGGGGAAACCGUUCAGUCUGAAAGACCUGGUUGAAUCCCUCCGAGCCGAAAACAAGAGCCAGAUGGAAAUGCGGAAAGUCUUGACUGAUUUCAUCCAGGGGGAGUUUCUGGGCCUGAAAGCCCAGGCCGAGGCCCUCCAUGGGCAGAUGCAGAUCAAAUCCUGAGUCCCCGCCGUCCCGCCUGCGACAAUAACGAUGAUCCUUUACCCUGAAACUGAGGGUAAAAACUUUACUACUGGAAGUUCAACCUCCCACCAUCCACUUCCCUUUUCUCCACUGGAGCACACACACCUCCACACUGGGACGUCAUCGAGUCGUCACAAUCCUCUGAACAUGUUGGGCACGUUUCUUGCGGCGUUGUGGGAUUAUGAUCUCUAUCGGUGGAAAAACUGAGGAGUCAUUUCCAAAUAAUGCUGAUGCAACAAAAACUCCUUUUGUUAAUGUUUAAAAGCAGGUGUCAUGUUUUUAUUUAAUAUAGAAAAUGCAUCAUUUGGUUCCUGGGAUGGGUUCUGAGCCGCUGCCACCCAAAACAGGGUGGACAGGUUGGAAAAUAGAAGUUACUUGAAUUUCAACCAAUCGACGCUGUGCGACCUCGACGCAGCCCGUCACUGAAUCGGUCGAAAGCAAUGAAAUAUCUUGAAUGUUUGUAGCUUCGUUUGAGCAUGAAGUAUCGUUAGUGUUACUUAUGGUGAUUUUAACUGCUCAGCUGGGUUUUCAUUUACUUUCCCAGCGGUACCAUCAUCUUGUACGUGCAGUGCCAAUGCAGGAAGUAGUUUCUUUAUGUGUUCAGGUGCAAAAUAAUGGUGUGGACAGCAGAAGCAUGCGGCAGGCCGGAGUCACUGAUCUGCUAUUAAUGUUUGCAUUUCUUAUUUGCUGUCACCGUGAUCUUUCCCUGACCUUAAGGUUUCAGUCUCCCACACACAUACAGGUGAUAACAGCAAGUGUGGUUCAAUACUACAUCAAACACUCGUGAGCAGCUACCCUUUUACCAGAAAUACAACAAGAGAAACGGGGGUAUACGUUUACAGCGCAGCCAAAUAAACUCAGGUUUAAAUAAAGAAAUCAGCCAAUAAUCUGCAUGUUUCCAUCGUGCUUUGAGCAACAGCCUUCUGAUUUCAUGCGGCACACGGCACCGGUGGUUUCCCCUCACAGAUCUUCAUCACGAUGGCUGCUGCUUCUGGUGCCAAUGCUCCGCAUAUCUGAAAAACGUUAGCUGUUAAACAUUUUCUUAGGCUGCUUUACAAUAAAAGCCAUCCUGUGUUUUGCCAGUUGAAUGCUUUUAAUUUGAAGCAGCAGAAGGAAAUGUUGUGUUAGAAUGAGCAGUAACUUAAUCCAUGUCUGAUACAGCUGCAGGGGAGUUAACAGGGAAGUCUAGAAGUGGAGUAAACGCUGCAUCCCGGGAAUUACUCCAGUUUAGGAAGGCAAUUUAAAUCCAGCACAGGAAUGGCGGACCCUGCCACUAACAAACGACUAGAAA
Cottoperca gobio is the source of this 2209-nucleotide messenger RNA. Its product is annotated as tafazzin-like. The transcript has 11 exons. The record is from RefSeq and is a predicted model, not a curated record. Gene Ontology annotation, molecular function: 1-acylglycerophosphocholine O-acyltransferase activity. Gene Ontology annotation, cellular component: mitochondrial membrane. The coding region runs from base 109 to 897 and encodes 262 amino acids. Gene Ontology annotation, biological process: inner mitochondrial membrane organization; cardiolipin acyl-chain remodeling. Lineage: Eukaryota; Metazoa; Chordata; Actinopteri; Perciformes; Bovichtidae.